CUAGGACUGAAAUCACAGUUGGUUUUGUGAUCUAGACUAGGUUUUCUUCUCUUCCCCAUUCAAACACCUCCUUUUGUGUCUUAAUUUUGUACCCAAAUGAAAGGCGCGUGUUUAAAUUUCGAAAACCCCAUCGAAGAUGCAGUUUCCAGGAUCCGAUUCGCCCCUCAAUCCAAUAAUCUCCUCAUUUCCUCUUGGGAUUCCAAUCUUCGAUUAUACGAUGUGGAUAGCUCUCUGCUUAGAUUAGAAGCUCCUGCGCCCUCACAAGCUGCUCUUCUCGACUGUUGUUUCCAGAGUGAGUCCGUUGCUUUUACGGCUGCGUCCGAUGGUUCCAUUACAAGGUAUGACUUGCACUCAGGAACUAUUGAUGCUAUUGGAAAUCAUCAGGACAUGGCAACAUGUGUGGGAUACUCUAUUGAAACAUGCCAAGUGAUUUCAGCUGGAUUAGACAAGAAGGUAAUGUCUUGGGAUAUGCGCUUGGCAAAUCCUCCUGCUCUCUUCCGAAAUCUGGGUGCAGAAAUUGAUUCCAUUUCUAUCUCCGGUUUUGAUUUGAUGGUAGCUGUUGGAGCAGCAGUAAAUAUAUAUGACUUGCGGAACUAUGAAAGAGCGGUGGAUUUAAAAGAACUAUCUAUGGAUGUAGGGAUAAGUUGUGUUGCUUCAGUUCCAUUUACCAGAGGAUAUGCAAUUGGGUUGAUAGAUGGACGUGUAGCGCUGGAGAUUUCAAAUCCAUUAAAUUCGAAUUCCACUGGAUACACUUUUCGGUGUCACCCUACGACAAAGGAUGGAACGGCACAUCUUGUGUCAGUUAAUGACAUGGUUUUCAAUCCACUCAUUGGUGGUACUUUUGUUACUGGCGAUAAUGAAGGCUAUGUUACUGCGUGGGAUGCUAAAAGUAAAAGAAGAUUACACGAGUUUCCUAGAUAUCCAAAUAGUGUGGCAUCCUUAUCAUACAACCAUGUGGGGCAACUUCUAGCUGUUGUAUCAAGCUACACAUAUCAAGAAGCUAAUGAAAGGGAGGUUUCCCCUCAAAUAUUCAUACAGAAAAUGGAAGACAGCUAUGUUGGAUUUUCUUCUGAAGUUUCAAGAUCAAUCGCCGCCAUGUCUGACGAGGAGCAUCACUUCGAGUCAAAGGCCGAUGCCGGAGCUUCAAAAACUUAUCCUCAGCAAGCUGGUACCAUUCGCAAGAAUGGUUACAUAGUCAUCAAGAAUCGCCCUUGCAAGGUCGUGGAGGUUUCAACCUCCAAAACUGGCAAGCAUGGCCAUGCUAAAUGUCACUUCGUUGCAAUUGAUAUUUUCAAUGGAAAAAAGCUUGAAGAUAUUGUUCCUUCUUCCCACAACUGUGAUGUUCCCCACGUCACCCGUACUGACUACCAGCUGAUUGAUAUCUCGGAGGAUGGAUUUGUGAGCUUACUGACUGAGAAUGGCAAUACUAAGGAUGACCUGAAACUCCCAACUGAUGACAGUCUCCUCACUCAGAUUAAGGAUGGAUUUGGUGAGGGGAAAGAUCUUGUUGUGACGGUGAUGUCUUCCAUGGGAGAGGAGCAGAUCUGCGCCCUCAAGGACAUCGGUCCCAAGUAGUCUGUGCCUGGCUGCAAGCAGCGCAUGCCCAAGGUUGACUGCUGAUAGUUGUAGUUUUAGCAAGGGGUUUUAUGUGGGUUUGAGAUCUGGGCCCAUUUAAGUAACGUUCUGCACCAGAUGCGGCCUUAUAUGAAGACUUGCCAUUAUUUAAGUGGCUUUUUAUUUGUAAUGAAUGAUAUUCAUGUGGAUCUUGGUGUGGAGAAAGUUUGUUCUGCCAUUAAGACUGUAUACAACAUCUUGGCACCUUUGGUGGUUUCAAACAAUUUACAGUUUUUAUUUCCUUGU
This is a messenger RNA of Populus nigra (black poplar), 1860 nucleotides long. RefSeq names its product mitotic checkpoint protein BUB3.3-like. Lineage: Eukaryota; Viridiplantae; Streptophyta; Magnoliopsida; Malpighiales; Salicaceae. The record is from RefSeq and is a predicted model, not a curated record. The coding region runs from base 97 to 1575 and encodes 492 amino acids. Gene Ontology annotation, cellular component: kinetochore; bub1-bub3 complex; mitotic checkpoint complex. Gene Ontology annotation, molecular function: RNA binding; translation elongation factor activity; ribosome binding. Gene Ontology annotation, biological process: positive regulation of translational elongation; positive regulation of translational termination; mitotic spindle assembly checkpoint signaling. The transcript is spliced from 14 exons.